AUGGAAGGUGUCUUGUGUAUUGUAGGGAAAGCGUGGCUUUCGUUUUCUGUGUAUACAAAUAUUGAAAAAAUUCUUGGAACUAAGCAAGGGGCUGGAACAUUGACUGCUAUCAAUGGUAUACGGUUUAUCAGUAUGUCUUGGGUCAUCCUUGGACAUACCUUUGCCUUUGGAUUAGGUCAAAUGGACAAUGCGGCUCAGGUAUACACGACUUUCAUUAAAAGGAAAUCAUUUAUGGCCAUUAUCAACGCCGAAGUAUCGGUUGAUUCUUUCUUUGCCCUAAGUGGUACAUUACUGGCCUAUUUGAUACUCCAACAAUUACAGAAACAGAAAAGCGUCUUGAAGCUUAAUUGGUUUAUGUUCUACUUUCAUCGGUUUUGGAGGUUGACUCCACCAUAUAUGCUUGUUUUGAUGGUAUUUACUGGACUUUAUCCAUAUCUAGGAAGUGGUCCGUUUUGGAGUGACAGUAGAAAAUCACCAGAUAAUUGUCACACAAACUGGUGGUAUAACCUUUUGUACAUCAACAACUUCAACAAAGAAUCAAAUGAGUGUUUUGGUUGGGCUUGGUAUUUAGCAAAUGACAUGCAGUUUUUUGUAAUCAGUCCAAUUAUCUUAAUUCCUAUGUAUUAUUCUAAAAUCGCAGGAACAGUUGUGACGGGUGUGAUGUGGUUAGGAUGUGCCAUAGCAACAGGACUUGUGUCCAGACAUUAUGAUCUUCAAACCAGUCAAAAAGGACCUCACAGUGCUGAUUAUUUCAACCAGUAUUAUCAACGACCCUACACUCGCAUUGGACCAUAUUUAGUGGGUAUGUUCUGUGGUUUCCUGCUGUACCAAACUAAGUGUAAAUGUAAGAUAAAUAAGUACCUUAACUUGGUACUAUGGGCUGUUUUUACCGCAAUUGCCAGUGCAGCACUAUAUGGUGUCUACAGGGACUAUAAUGGUCAUCCGUUUUCAACUGAUCUUGCAGCUACUUUCAACACUUUACACAGGACUGCAUGGAGUCUCGGUGUUUGUUGGGUUAUAUUUGCAUGCGCAACAGGAAAUGGAGGUAUAAUUAACACCAUUUUGUCAUGGAAAGCGUUUGUACCUUUGGGGAAAUUAACCUACUGUGCCUACUUGGUCCAUCCUAUUAUAAUUUUCUAUUAUUUUGGUUCGAGGAGGAAGCUUAUUCAUGUCGACACUCAUGAAAUUAUAUAUGAAUACCUUGGAAAUCUUGUAUUAGCAUAUGCCUGUGCUUUCGUUGCGUCUCUAGCGUUUGAAGCUCCUAUGAUGGGAUUGGAAAAGGUUAUAUUCAGACGUGGUGAAAAAAAGUGAGACAUCUGUGACGUUUAUAUAUUUCAAUACAGCUGUAUAUUGAUUGUAAAAAUAAAAAUGGAUUUUAAUUUACAUAUUGGAAAACACUUUUGGUAUUGUUUCCGUAUGGUUUUGCAAUAGGGACAGUUUUCCUUGUACUUGUUUCCCUGACUGGGUUGAAAAUAUUUUAAAAGUGGUCCUAAUGUGAAAUGAAUUCAGGAGAAUUCCAUAUCUUUUCAAUAUCGAAGAAAUUAUACAUUUUAUGUUGUUUCUACGCUACUCAUCGUGAUACUGUAUUGCUAAAUUUGUAUUUGA
Molecule: messenger RNA, 1605 nt
Organism: Mytilus californianus (California mussel)
Lineage: Eukaryota; Metazoa; Mollusca; Bivalvia; Mytilida; Mytilidae
Product: nose resistant to fluoxetine protein 6-like
Exons: 11
Coding region: 1-1311 (436 amino acids)
Molecular function (GO): acyltransferase activity, transferring groups other than amino-acyl groups
Source: RefSeq, a predicted model, not a curated record